Molecule: messenger RNA, 1653 nt
Organism: Antrostomus carolinensis (chuck-will's-widow)
Lineage: Eukaryota; Metazoa; Chordata; Aves; Caprimulgiformes; Caprimulgidae
Product: inverted formin-2-like
Exons: 12
Coding region: 1-1653 (550 amino acids)
Source: RefSeq, a predicted model, not a curated record
AUGGGACCAGGACAAGCCACGGAGAACCUGCUAUCAAAAGUGCAGUGCCCAAAUCGCCACAAAACAGUGUCCAAAAGAUCUGUUCAAAAGGUGAACAAAUGCAUUCAAGUUGACAUGGAUUUGGAAGAGGAGAACCCCAGUACAGAUCUGAGCCUUUCUCCAACAACUGGCCUUUCUGGGAAGCUGCAUCAAUCUCCAGGGAACACAUCACCUUCCCAGCAAGGUGCUUCCUCAUCCUCUCAAGGACAGUCUGCCAUGCCAGCUCUGCUACCACCGCUGCCAGCCCCCCCACCCAUACCCCCUGGGCAUAAGGUGCCUCCUCCACCCCUUCCCAUCCCUGGCAUAAAGACCUCAUCACUCCCACCUCCCCAGUCAUGCAGUAAUCCCUUGUGCAAUCAUCUUACUUGUGGAUAUGGGAGGCAGCCCCACCCUAAGAAGACACCAACACUGAAGAUGAAGGUGUUUCACUGGCAGAAGCUCCCCUCUGACGUGGUGAGACAAAGCCACUCCAUGUGGGCUGUGAUGCCAAACAGCAGCACAGAGCUUGUAGAGCCUGACUACGCAAGCUUGGAGCUACUUUUCUCUGUCCCACCAACAGCACCUAAGGAGAAAAUGGGGCCAAAAAUAAAGAAAACAAAAGAGAUCACAUAUAUAGGUCCAAAGAAAAGCCUCCUUCUGAGUAUAUUUCUGAAGCAAUUUAAGUGUUCCAAUGAAGAGAUUGCUGACAUGAUUCAGAAAGGGGAUAGAUCCAGACUGGAUGCUGAGAUACUGAAGCAGCUACUUAAACUGCUGCCUGAAGACCAUGAGAUAAAUAGCCUGAAGUCUUGCAAAGAAGAAAAAUCAGAGUUAGCAAAUGCAGAUCAGUUUUAUCUCCUUCUCUUGGAAGUUCCUAGCUACCAGUUGCGGAUUGAAUGUAUGCUGAUUUGUGAAGAAACAAAAAUUCUGCUGGAGUGUCUGUGGCCAAAAGCACAAGCCAUCAGGACAGCCUGUGAAACACUUCUUACCAGUCACCGACUGCCAGUUUUCUGCCAAUUGAUUCUUAAAGUUGGAAACUUUCUGAACUAUGGGCAUCACACUGGAGAUGCUGGAGGCUUUAGAAUUAGUGCCUUGCUCAGACUAACAGAAACAAAAGCAAACCGAAGCCCCAUUACUCUGCUUCACCACAUUUUGGAGGAGAUUGAAAAAAACCACACAGACCUGCUGCAGCUUCCCAGAGAUCUUGACUUUGUUUCCAAGGCAGCAGGAAUCCACUUUGAUGUUAUGCAGGCUGAGGCAGGUGCCAAUUUGAAGAAACUGCUGGAAAUAGAGAAGCGUUUAUUUUUGUCGACAGAUGAUUUAAAAAUACAGCAUGCAAAAUCUGUUCAAGGCGGUCUCGAUGCUUUAAAGGACCUGCAGAAGGAGUUUGCCACCAUUGAAAAGAAGAAGGAAGAACUUGCUGAUUAUCUUUGUGAAGACCGAAAAAAAUUGUCUUUGGAAGAUGUAUUUAACACAAUGAAAACCUUCAGAGAGCUCUUCCUCAAGGUUUUACAGGAAAAUCAAGAAAGGAAGGAGCAAGCUGCAAAGUCUGAGAAAAGGAAGAAACAGCUUAAAGGAGAAGACAUGAAGAGGCUAAAGGGAGAGUAUGGAAAGAGCAGUACAUUUAACAAAAAUUAA